Messenger RNA from Gadus macrocephalus (Pacific cod), 7487 nucleotides. RefSeq names its product ubinuclein 2a (gene ubn2a). The transcript has 17 exons. Gene Ontology annotation, cellular component: nucleus. Lineage: Eukaryota; Metazoa; Chordata; Actinopteri; Gadiformes; Gadidae. Bases 285 to 4100 code for a protein of 1271 amino acids. The record is from RefSeq and is a predicted model, not a curated record.
CUCUGAUAUUUUAUUUACUCCCGAAAUCCAAGAUGGCUCCUCUGAAUGCCUCGGUCCCAUAGCAAUUUGAGGAUGCAAGUAGCUACUAAAAAACAACUUUUCCCAGGCCAUCACACCUCCUUUAACUCAAAUUGCAUGGUGCGGGUGAGCUCCUUACGCAUGUACAGACUCUAAGCAGCCGCUGCAGCGUCGUGAAACAUUCUUCAAGUCAUCAAUUUGGAGUAGUUUCGCGAAAAGCUCGCGCUGUCUGUCCGGAGAGAGGUUUAGGCAGGCAGCUCAUCCAAAUGGCCGAACCGAGAAAAGUACAAUUUGUCACCCUCUCGACCUUCGCAGCUGGAUUAGCAACGGAUUCUAGGAAACGCCGCUUGGAGGAUGCGGCCGACAUCAACUUUGAUGGAGACGGGGAGGUCGACGCGACAGCGACCGGGGCAGAUGGUGGCAGUGGUCGUUUCGGCAAAACUGGCAACAGGGACGCGACAGAAGCGAAAAAGAUUACAGUGCGAUUGGAUCUGUCUCUGUCGGAGCCCAAUGACCAGUCGUCGGUAGAGUUUAAUUACGGGGAACUCAUUAAAAAUCUCCAGGUUAAGAGCAAGCCCCCCAUCGAGCCCCCCACCCCUGUGAUCGACCCCAAUGACCCCUUCAAUGACGACGAGACGGACCGGCUGAAGAUGGAGUCAAUGGCCAAAAAGUUUGAAAACAAAUAUGGCAACACUGGGAAGAAGAGGAAGGAUCGGAUGCAGGACCUGAUCGACAUCGGCUUUGGCUACGACGAGACUGACCCCUUCAUAGACAACUCGGAGGCUUAUGACGAGCUGGUGCCAGCUUCCCUGACCACCAAGCUGGGCGGGUUCUACAUCAACACGGGUACCCUGCAGUUCAGAGCCGCCUCGGAGUCCGAAGGGGAGGAGGGGAACAAGAAGCUGAACGACUGCACCGAGCAGGAGAUCCAGCGGCGGAAGAAGACGGCGGGAGACGUGGCCGAGGAGAGUAAACCCAGGAAGAACAGAGUGCCGAAGCAGGGGGUGAUGGCUCUGGGCCUCCACCGGCCCGAGAAGAAGAAGAGGAAGAAGCUGAUGAAGGACUCCCUGUGCCUGGCGGCCAUGAUCCGCCGCUUCAACCGCGAGAAGGACGAGAUGAGGAAGAGGAACCCCUCUGCUCAUCACACCCCGUCCUCCGCCCACCCCCACCCCCACCUCGCCGCCAAGCCCAACCACUCGCUGGCCUCGGCCGCCGCCGCCUCGGCAAACGCUGCCCAUCUCCACGGCAACGCAGCCCCCGGCGACCUCUCGCUGGCGGACCUCACCGCCGACCCGGCCGUGAUGUCCCUGCUGGGCUCGGCCAAUGAGAAGGAGCUGCAGGACCUCCUGGGAGACCUGGACUUCGGCCUCCUGGACGCCGCUCCGCAGCACGCCGGGGCCAGGGAGAACGGCCUCAUGGGAGCCGGCGGCUCCAAGGCGCCGGCGGCGGCGGGGGGAGGAGGCCUGGGGGCGGGCCCGGGGCGGGGGCUGAGCGGCGGGGGGGGCGUGUUCUCCCCGCCCCGGCUACCUGAAGGACUUCCUGCGCCGCUCAUCAAACGCAUCGAGGACCUCAGAGGGGCUUCUCGUCAGUUCGACCAGGAGGGCAGGAAGAAGUUCUUCACGCUGGACAUGAACAACAUCCUGCUUGACAUUGAGCUCCAGGUGCAGGAGCAGCCUCCUGAGGUGCGCUCCGCCAUCUACUCCCACAUGGAGGCCUUUGUUCCCUGCAACAAGGAGGCCCUGCUGAAGCGCCUGAAGAAGCUCACGCUCAACAUACAGGACGACCGCCUGCGGACGCCGCUGCUCAAGCUGAAGCUGGCCGUGUGCAGCGUGAUGCCAGAGCAGAUCGCCAGAUACAACAUGGACUGCAUGGCCAAGGUUGCCAAGCAGCAGUCUGAGGAGGUGGAGAGGAACGGAUCCGAGGACGAGGACGAGGAGAAGCCUGGCAAGAGGGUGAUGGGACCCCGCAAGAAGUUCAUCUGGGAAGACAAGCUCAGGAACCUUCUUUGCAGCCUGGUGCGUGUGAAGCUAAGCUGCUACGAGCUGGAGAAGCCUUCCCAGCUCUCUGUAGAGGACUACCUCAAGGCCUUCAUGGAGAACGAGGUCAAACCACUGUGGCCAAAGGGCUGGAUGCAGGCCAGGAUUCUGUUGAAGGAGAGCCGUACGGUGCACAGUCACCUCACUGGAAACCUAGUGAAGAGGAGAGUGCUGUCGGGGCCCAGGGCCAAAGCCAAGGAGGGCCUUUGGAUCCAGAACCCCGCCUUCCCCAUGACCUCCGCCCCGGGGGCCUCCACCUCGCUGACCCCCCCCGCCGGCCGCCGGCCGCCCCUGCCCUCCUCGGCCGAGCCCAUCUGCCUGUCGGACUCCCUGGACGAGGACCUGUCGGCGCCCACCCUGGACUCCAUCUCCCACGCGCUGGCCCUGCUGGGCGGCGCCUCCAAGGGCCUGCUGGGGCCCCUGCAGCUCCCCGCCUCCUCCUACCUCCCCUUCUCCUCCGCCGCCGCCGCCGCCGCCGCGCCGCAACAUUCCCUGGUCAAGAUGGAGUCGGCCGCGCCGGUCGGCGGCCCCUCCUCCUCCUCCUCCGCCGCCGCCGCCGCCCACAACCCUUCCUCCUCCUCGUCUACCUCCUCCUCUGGCUCCUCCCCCUCCGCCUCGGCUCUGGGCCGGCUGCAGGGGGGCGGGGCCUCGCUGCCGCCCAAGCCCGGCGACGGCUCCUACGGCGCCAUGAAGCUACCCUCGGGGGCCCCCGGCCAGGGCCAGCACCAGAGGCUCGUCACCGUGGCGACCGCGGCGCACAGCAGGCCCAGUGUGAUGAUGGGCGGCGUCAACAAGCUCCACCCCCAGCCCUCCCCCUCCCCUCCUAAACAGCGGCCCCCGCCCACCUCGUCCCCCCUCCUGCCCCCGCACCAGAAGGGCUACUCGGGCCCCACGGGGCCCCUCGGCGGGGCCCAGGGCAUGGCCAAGAGCGCCGCCAAACCCCCCGCCCCCGCUGUCGGCAGCAGUAGCAACGGGGGCUCCAUGCUCCCCCCGCCCCGCUGCAGCCCCCUCUCCCUCCCCCGGCCCCCCCUGCAGUCCUACUGCCCCGCCGUCUCCUCCUCCUCGGCCUCCUCCGCCCACCCCCCCAGCCCCUCACUCUCCUCCCACUCUGCCCUCGCCAAGCCCCACCCCCAGCCCCACCCCCAGCCCCACCCCCAGCACCACCCCCAGCACCACCAGUCCAACUUCAUCACCCCCAUGCAGGCCACGCUCACCAAGUCCUCCCACAGCAGCACCUCCUCCUCCAUCAUCAAGCUCACCCCCCGGCCGCCGGGGCCCAGCCCCGCCCCCCCCCCUUCCUCCUCCUCCUCCUCCUCCCUCUCCCUCUCCCAGCCGCAGAUCCUCUCUGCCCAGCAGCACCAGUUCUCCCAGAAAGCUCAGGGAUUCCGCCCCCCCUACUGCCUCCCGGCGGGGGUCCAGGCGAAGCUGGGCCAGGCGAGCUACAGCUUUGCCGGGGGCCAGAAGACCCAGGCGGUCAGCGUCAGCGGCGGUAGCAUCACCGCCGCUAGCCCCAGCAACAAGAUCAACAACAAUAACAGCAUGGUAGCUAUGACGGCCGGCUCCAUCCGCCCCGGCAACAGCCCGUCCCCGUCGUCGUCGUCGUCGUCUUCUUCGGUUUCAGCCAAUCACGGACAGCGGCAGAGGACUGGGGGCGGGGCCGGGCAGGGCUCCAAGGCAGGAAAUGGACGGGUCAUUUCUGGAACGCCCAGCCCCUCCCACUUGGCCCAGGUGUCGUCGGUGGCUGGUGGCGGCCUGGUGGGCAGCCCCCCCACGCUGCCCCUGGGGUACGGCAUGCUGGGAGGACUGGUCCCAGUGUCGCUGCCCUUCCAGUUCCCCUCUCUGCUCAACUUCAGCGCCCCACCCGGCGUGCCCGGGGGCCUGGGCGGGGCCCCCAACUCAGGAUUCUCCCUCACACAGAACGAGCUGCUGGAACUGUAUAAGUCUCUCCAGUCCGGCUCACAGGCUGCUCUCCCUCCACACUUGCAACUUGCUUUCUCAGAUGCGAACCAAAACCAGGCGAGCGACAUGAAGAGGAAGUCCCACUGACCACUCGUCCACACCGGAUCCAGCCCCCUGCUGGUAGACAUCACAGGUGUCCACCAAUGGGAGCCGGCCCUCCGCUGGGUGACAUCACAGGUGUCCACCAAUGGGAGCCGGCCAGCCGCUGGGAUGGACUGGUUUAUCUAGUUGUACACUGACCCCUCAUCUUGGACCUAGGAGCAAGCAUCGGUAUAAUCUCACUAUCAAGGACAAUGAUGGACAAGACCUUAUUUAAGCCUUUUUUUUUAUUUUGUUAUGUUUAUCCAGUAGAGCGGCAAGAAAGAAACUAAUAAUUUGAAAAGAAAAAAAAGGUGUUGUUAAGCCUUUUUUUUUUUUUUUUUUUUUUUUUUUUUUGUCGACAUGUUUACAUAUGAAUCGACCUUGAUCACUGUGGCAUAAGAUUGUGAGCUAGGCGGCAGACUAGUCGUACGCUACGUAAUAUUACUUGUAUUUAAGCUUCUGUGGAAUUACGGGAUUCUUUAUGUUCUUGCAGUAAAAGACAAAAAAAUGAAAUGGAGAAAAAAUAGACGGUUGUUUUUUUUCCCCCUCAUGUCCCUGAUGUGGAGCAAACUGUUUAAGUUUGUAGAAAUGUACUGUUGGAUGUCACUUCUGCUCCUACAAAUGACUGUUAAGUUGUUAUAUGAUCUUAUAUAUUAAUAUUAUUGAUAAAUUAUUUGUAAUUUACACAGGGACAUAAUAUGUGUGUUUAUGUGAGCGCGUUUGUGUGUGUGAGUGAGAUCAAAGUGUGCGUGUGUGUGUGUGUACACGAGAUAGAUUUGUGUGUUUGUGUACAUAUAGGCAAUAUUAUGUAUUUUCUUUUCAUGGGAGUGGGUGAGAAAGUGUAUCCCCUCUCGCUAUGGGCGAGUCUGGCCUGGGCCUGGCUCCCUUGCGCCCCCGGUGCUGUUAGUCACACUGGACCCUUCCUGGACACAACCAAGACUUGAAUAGAAACGUAGAACCCUGAUUUGGACAGAUGGGCUCGAGUAUUAGGCUGGUAUUUUUAGUGUACUUGAAUUUUCUUUUUUUUUUGGGGGGGGUUGGGUUGGGGUGCGUAAUGUAUGAUCUUUUCGUUCUCUGCUAAUCAAGUUAAUCUUCUCAAAUGUCAAUGUAACACGACGCCUUAGUUUGUUCAAAUGGUAAACCGUUCAAAUACUAUGCAGGACUGUAAAACGCUCCUCAAUGCAAAAGUGCAAGUUGUUGCCUGGCUUUCAACCUCUCUACUCAACUGUCAGUGUGUUUCUGGGAGUCGUCUGUUCCCACGAGACUCCUCACGCCACCGCUAAAUACCUCUGUUAACUAACCUGUUCUUCCUGCGUCCAUUUCUUACCACACCUGCGUUUUUUUUAUUACCUUUUGAGGGGGGGUUGGGUUGCAAGGAAAAUUUGGAAAUUUCGAGGUCAGAAAGUAAAACAGUCUGUUUGCCUGUUCUCCUUGACAGUUUGUGUGUUUGUUGUACUAAUGUUCUAAUAAGGAAGUCCGUAUAGUUGACUGUAAACACCGGGAGGACUUUUACUUUGUGAACCCGAAAGCUCCCCUCAGUAGUUGACUCCGUUCCACUGCGGGACUUUUUUCCACUCCACAUUAAAAGUGUGUGGUUGACUGACUAACUACUAAGAAUGGCGCCAAAGAUUGUUCCCUUGCUAGUUUGAAUGAAGGGUGUGUCAUGGUCAGCUGUGUGUAUGUCUGUAUGUGUGUGUACUUAAUUUAACGUUGUCAAAAUGUAGCCAAUGAGUGUUAUUGUCUGGUCGGGUCAGGUUGUCAUGAGCGGUUUUAUUGGAGCAGCGGGUGACGUCCUUUGUUUUGGGGGGAGGGGGGGAUUUCACAGUAACUUAAUUGGGUAUUUUUGUAGAUUAUUUUUUGUGUCAAUUAUUAAAUUAAAAGAAAAACGGGUGUUUUUUAAUUGGAAAGAAUUUACUUCAGUGAUAUUUGCAUAAUUUGUCAUUUCUUGUCUAGGCGAGUUUAUUAGCCAAACUUCAAACUGAACAGAGGUUACCAAAGAAACAUUCGGUAAUGUUAGAUUAAUACCAUCCUAAGGUUGAUUACUCAAUCCCCUCUAAAAAUAUAUGUAUUUCGACCAACUCAAAAUAUAUUUGACUUAUCGGAUCACUAAAAAAUAAAUACUUAUACAUUAGCCCAUUAAAAAAUGUUUCAAGGGAUCUGAUUGGUCAAAAAACCUUUUGUUUUCAACCAAUUAGAUCGCUCGAAAUAUAUAUAUUCUUUCAACCAAUUCGGCCAGUAUUGAUGUAGUCACAUCUUUGUUAAUCCAACCGCUUACCGAUUUGUAUCGGUGAAUCGUUACACCAGCCGUAUUUAUAUGUGGGUGCCCGGUCCUCAUACGGUCAACGGCAAGAGAUCUAUUGAUAAAACAAAAGUUAUGAACAGUUGAAGUAAAUUCAUGAAUUUGGUUCUAGACUAGGGUAUGCUCUUCCUACAGGUUUCUCCUGAGCCAGUAGGGAAUCGGAUUCAGUCCAAGGCGGAUGAACGUAAAAGACACAACAAAGCGUGUAUGUUUUGAAGAUUAGUAAGAAACAGACCAUGGAACCAUUUUGCCAAUAAAAUCCUUAAGGAUUCCUAGGACCAAAUGAAGAAAAAACAAUGGCUACAAUGAAUAUGCUUUAUUUUCCUUAAAAAACGCCAUCUAGAAAUACAGGAAUACAAGAAAUAAUAUAGGGUACGGGGUGCUGUCAAAUGUAUUUGUAGUGAAUUGUAAAUCUAAAGAAGAUAAUAAAAUCAAAACAAGUUAACUACUUACUAGAUGUUAAAGCUUGAAACCAACACAUGCAGGGCCCAUUUCCCCAACGCAAUUUUUAUCUCCCCCAGCCUCAUCGAGUUAACGGGGAGGGGUGUUAAGUGCCAACAUAGAGAUAAUGACCGCAUCAGGCCUACAAUGGCAUUGAUAUAAUACUGAGUUUUCUGAGAGCUCACCCUGCCCAGCAUAGGUAGCACUGGCUAUGAUAUGGCCGACCACUAACACGCAAUAAAAACAGCAACCAAAGGGUAGUAGUAUACAAGGUUUCAAUAGCUCGUUGGUACAUCCCGUUGGGGGCCGUGAUGACCACAGGUCCCUUCCCCUGCUCGCUGAUGCCCUCGCUCAGUGUCUGAAGGCACUUCCUGAGGCCACCUACCCACCAUCAUCCCAGUGUUGCUGCAGUGCCAAUGCUUCAUAGACACCAGGGAGAACACAAUCAAAUAAUACUGUUGUGCACACGUGUUCGCUUUUCACAUUGUGGGACCACCACAGUAGCAACACCUAUGCCAACGUCCUUCCAGAACACACGCCUGGCUUCAAAGCUGCGUAGUCACUUGUAUUCUCAGAGUUUGCUAUCCCAAAGCUAGUUCCUGAAGGAGGUCCCUCUUGCCAGGUCAACGGGAGUGUUCUGUGUGACCAGUGAA